Drosophila bipectinata is the source of this 1357-nucleotide messenger RNA. RefSeq lists its product as uncharacterized. The record is from RefSeq and is a predicted model, not a curated record. NCBI's taxonomy places the organism in Eukaryota, Metazoa, Arthropoda, Insecta, Diptera, Drosophilidae.
UUUGUGUAUUUUUUUGACAAAAAAUUAUAUAUAUUUUCCGCGUAAAACCAAAAAAUCAAGUGAAUGUUGUCGGUGCUGAUUGGUGGCUCGAAGGAGUGAUCAGAUCAAGGCGGUCUAGCAGGCUCAUCAUCAUCAAUUUCGGCGCUUUUUUACUAUCAUCAUCAACGGAGGAGACCAUAAACGGGAUACUAGCCCACUAACGAAAAUAAAAACAAAAAACUCACGAGUCAUGUUUCAACCUCAAUUGCUCCUCUUAAUCCUGGCCCUGGCCACUGCACAGGCCGUACUGACCCCGCCUGGCUAUGAUGACGAUCGCUCUCCACUUCCCCUGCGUCUGGAGGACUUGGAACGGGAGCAGGAACAACAGCAACAGCAUCAACUGCACUUGCAGGACCUCAACAGACCGCCCCUCCUGCCGAAUCACUACGAAUGGCGACCGGAUGUAGCGGCCAGUCUGCCGCCCAGCUAUGUCCAAGAUGCCGCUUUGCGAGAACGGGAGAGGGAGCGGGAACUGGAGGAGCUGCGGCAACUGCAGCGCCAGCAUCAGCAGCUAAGCGCCGGCUACGCCUUUCCCGCCCGCCUGCCGGGAGUGCUUUAUGUGGGACCCACUGCCACGCCCACUGUUGCAACGCCCACAACUGCCACAAGUACGGUGGCGAAUAGAUUUCUGAAACCCAUAGUGCCUUAUGAUCUGGAAUUGGGCUUGAACAGUGUUCCAUAUGUGGCAAGUAAUGCUCUGCCCUUGCCACUGCCGCUGCCACUGCCAGUGCCACGCCCCCUGCCACCGCCCGGCAAUGGAAGGCCACCGUUUAUAUACGGUUUCACCCAGGGACGACCAUCGAAGGUGCCGGCUGCCCCCCUGGUGGUGCAGCAGUCCAAACAAUUCGCCUACGCCCCGGCCACGCCCCCGCAACGACACUACGCCAACGGACCCCGUAUCCCCCUGCCAUAUCCCCCCAGUUUCGUCAGCAUUACGACCCGAAGGCCCCCCUCCUCAUUCCGCCCGUCGCAGCCGGAUCCCACGCCGGACUUGUUUGCCGGACGGAACUCCAAGUCCCUACUGGACUCUUACAUCCCCAGUUGGGAAGUGAUCCGGUUGACGCGGGAGCAGCGGGGAGAGACCGGAAGUACGGGGGGUUUCCGACCCAUUCAUCGACAGACCUUGGCGUAUCCAGCUCCGCCACAUUUGCGAUUAUUCAAGAGGGACUCGAAGGACCCACAGGAUAUCAACCGAACGAGAAUCGUUAAGAAAGCUCUGAGGCCCUUGAACGAAAAUGUUUAGUGUUUUGUUUUCUAUUUUUUUUUAUUUUUAUAGUUUAAUAAUUUUUUAUUUUAUUACGAAAUAUAUUAAAACGAA